Molecule: messenger RNA, 695 nt
Organism: Xiphophorus maculatus (southern platyfish)
Lineage: Eukaryota; Metazoa; Chordata; Actinopteri; Cyprinodontiformes; Poeciliidae
Gene: dad1
Product: defender against cell death 1
Exons: 3
Coding region: 115-456 (113 amino acids)
Biological process (GO): protein N-linked glycosylation
Cellular component (GO): membrane; oligosaccharyltransferase complex
Source: RefSeq, a predicted model, not a curated record
GUGUAACACCGGGGCCGCUUCCGGUUGGUGAGGACACGUCACUGAUUGAAGAGAAGAAGAGGAGCUGUGCUAACCUCCGUCUAGAUUUUUGAAAAAAAAAAGAAAAGAAAAAUCAUGUCGAACUCAGUCGUGUCCGUUAUUUCCCGGUUUCUGGAGGAGUACACCACCACGACGCCCAACAAGCUGAAAGUGGUGGACGCUUAUCUGCUGUACAUCCUGCUAACCGGAGCGAUGCAGUUCCUCUACUGUCUCCUGGUUGGAACCUUUCCUUUCAACAGCUUUCUGUCGGGUUUCAUCGCCUGCGUGGGCUCUUUUAUUCUUGCAGUGUGUCUUCGCAUCCAGAUCAACCCUCAGAACAAAGGGGAUUUCCUGUCCAUUUCUCCGGAGAGAGCCUUCGCCGACUUCCUGUUCGCUCACACCGUCCUGCAUCUCGUUGUGAUGAACUUCAUCGGCUGAAACCAACGCAGAUCUGAUGCGCGUUACCCCUUCUUGAAGAUCUCUAAAGAAGUCAUCAAAUCUCUGAAAGACGACAUCAGUUUUUCAGCAGCUGAUCUGGACGACAACAUCCCGGCAUCAGCACAGUUGCAUGCUACGUCUGAUGCAGUACAAUUUUCCUAAAGCAAUGACUUUGUUAUGUUGACAUUUGUAAAGCAUUCCCUUUUUGCACUGACAUAAAUAAAGCAAGUGUAACGGUG